GCGGCGCUCUGCGCAGGCGUCCAGCUGCUGGCAUGCUGGCUCCUUGCAAAGCAGCUGUUUUGGGUUUGAAAUUCCAACAUGGCAGAGGCUGCAGUCAGUCUUCCCUUCAAAAACUUGGAAUGAUUUCAAAUCAUAGGCACCUUCACUUAACCCGAGCCCCCAUUCAUCAGCAAACACAUUGGAUCGAUGCGACUCUAACCUAUCGGGUUCUUGUACCAAAUCUCCAGGUUAAAUGAAUACCUGACGAAAGGGCCCACGUUUCAAGGCAGUGACAUUUGAUAGCUGAGAGGAAAAGUGGCUUUAAUGAAAAGCAACCUUUGGAAUUCCUGCUUGUGAAAAAUCCAAUUCAGCUUUUUGUGCUGCCAGCAAGAAAUGAUCAGUAGCACCAGUGUUUAUGGCUUGAAGAUGCAGUGGACGCCGGAGCAUGCCCAGUGGCCAGAACAGCACUUUGAUAUCACUUCAACCACACGGUCUCCUGCCCACAAGGUGGAAGCCUACCGGGGGCACCUGCAGCGCACCUACCAGUACGCCUGGGCCAACGACGACAUCUCGGCUCUGACUGCCUCCAAUCUUCUGAAGAAGUAUGCAGAAAAAUACUCCGGUAUUUUGGAAGGUCCGGCCGAGCGGCCCAUUCUCAGCAAUUACACUGAAGCUCCCUCGGGGCUGGUGAACGGCCGGAAGAAUGAAAGCGAGCCCUGGCAGCCAUCGCUGAACUCGGAGAGUGUGUAUCCCAUGAACUGUGUCCCAGAUGUUAUCACCGCCAGCAAAGCUGGGGUAAGUGCAGCCCUCCCUCCCGCAGACGUCUCGGCCAGCAUUGGGAGCUCUCCUGGGGUGGCCAGUAACCUGGCUGAACCCAGUUACUCCAGCAGCACCUGCGGAAGUCACACCGUUCCCAGUCUUCAUUCAGGGCUCCCAUCUCAGGAAUACGCCGCAGGAUACAAUGGCUCGUACUUGCAUACCAGUUACAGCGGCCAGCCAGCACCUGCACUUCCAUCCCCUCAUCCAUCCCCCCUGCAUAGCUCGGGACUUCUACAGCCCCCACCACCACCACCACCACCAGCCCUCGUCCCCGGCUACAACGGGACCUCUAACCUUUCUGGUUACAGCUACCCUUCUGCCAGUUAUCCUCCUCAAACCGCUGUUGGCCCUGGGUACAGCCCUGGGGGUGCCCCGCCGCCCUCGGCGUACCUGCCUUCAGGAAUCCCUGCUCCGACCCCUCUGCCCCCAACCACUGUCCCCAGCUACUCCUACCAGGGCCACGGUCUGACGCCCAUCGCGCCGUCUGCCCUGACAAACAGUUCAGCCAGCUCUCUCAAAAGGAAAGCUUUCUACAUGGCAGGGCAAGGAGAAAUGGACUCCAGUUAUGGAAAUUACAGCUAUGGCCAACAGAGAUCUACACAGAGUCCCAUGUAUCGAAUGCCCGACAACAGCAUUUCAAAUGCAAACAGGGGGAAUGGUUUUGACAGAAGUGCUGAAACAUCAUCCUUAGCAUUUAAGCCAACAAAGCAGCUAAUGUCCUCUGAACAGCAAAGGAAAUUCAGCAGCCAGUCCAGUAGGGCUCUAACACCCCCAUCCUAUAGUACUGCUAAAAACUCACUGGGUUCGAGAUCAAGUGACUCGUUUGGGAAGUAUACCUCCCCAGUAAUGAAUGAGCACGGUGACGAGCACAGGCAGCUCCUCCCUCACCCAAUGCAAGGCCCGGGACUUCGUGCAGCUACCUCAUCCAACCACUCUGUGGACGAGCAACUGAAGAAUACUGACACACACCUCAUUGACCUUGUCACCAAUGAGAUUAUCAACCAAGGACCUCCUGUGGACUGGAGCGACAUUGCUGGCCUAGAUCUAGUAAAGGCCGUCAUUAAGGAGGAGGUUUUAUGGCCAGUAUUGAGGUCAGAUGCAUUCAACGGACUGACUGCUCUACCUCGGAGCAUCCUUUUGUUUGGACCUCGGGGAACAGGCAAAACAUUAAUGGGCAGAUGUAUAGCUAGUCAGCUGGGGGCCACGUUUUUCAAAAUCACUGGCUCUGGCCUUGUCACAAAGUGGUUAGGGGAAGGAGAAAAAAUUGUCCAUGCCUCCUUCCUCGUGGCAAGGUGUCGCCAACCCUCGGUGAUUUUUGUUAGUGACAUUGAUAUGCUCCUUUCCUCUCAAGUGAGCGAAGAACACAGUCCAGUAAGUCGGAUGAGAACCGAGUUCCUUAUGCAGCUGGACACUGUACUGACUUCUGCUGAGGACCAAAUAGUAGUAAUUUGCGCCACGAGUAAACCGGAAGAAAUUGAUGAAUCUCUUCGAAGGUACUUCAUGAAACGACUUUUAAUCCCACUUCCUGACAGCACAGCGAGGCACCAGAUAAUAGUACAACUGCUCUCACAGCACAAUUACUGUCUCAAUGACAAGGAGGUUGCACUGCUUGUCCAGCGCACAGAAGGCUUUUCUGGACUUGAUGUGGCUCACUUGUGUCAGGAAGCCGUGGUGGGGCCACUCCACGCCAUGCCAGCCACAGACCUUUCAGCCAUUAUGCCCAGCCAGUUGAGGCCAGUUACAUAUCAAGACUUUGAAAAUGCUUUCUGCAAGAUACAGCCUAGCAUAUCUCAAAAAGAGCUUGAUACAUAUGUUGAAUGGAACAAAAUGUUUGGUUGCAGUCAGUGAUGCUACUUAAAAAAAAAUGUAAUGAAUGUUGGCACACACAGAACCUGCUACAUAGGGUAGAGAACCCUUUUCAGUAGUGUUAAAAUUGCAAAGGGUACUGGGAAGACUACAAUUUACCUUGCCUCUAAAGAGUCAGGGUAGACUUGAAGGAAAAGUGCAUCAAACAAGAGCUGCUGAUCUGAAAAAGCCACACAUGACAGAAAGCGCAUGUUGAUGCUCAGUUCUGUUCAAGCUAGACAAUACUCACCAAGGAGCAAGGUGCAAGUGGGUUGAUUUCAGAAGGACAUGAACCCUGUGUGUUGAUUCCAUUCUGCUGUUCUUGAGAUUUAGUUGCUGUCAAGUGCCUGAAGUGGUGCUUUAUUUUUUUGUUUGCCUCACAAUUACAUUGGUGGCAUGUGCUAAUAUAAAGAGCUUUAACUUCAAACAUUAUUGGACUAAAGAGAUGAACGGUUGUGUUGCGACAGAGAACCAGAUUUUUGCUAUUCUAAGAGCAACAGUAUUCCUCAAUCCUGUCUGUUCUGCGGUGUUAAACUAAGAACAGGUAAAACAGGGUAAUGGUAAUCUGGACCUUAAUUUCUGCAGUUCAUUUCUUUUAAUGUUCUGUCUGCAAAAACUCAGGAAAGUGAUUGUGAUUUGUACAGUACCUCAAAGGAAUGUGUUGAAAGCACUAUGUACUGCUGAGAGUUAUAGGCUAGGCUUCAAUGUUACUUUAUAUUAAAUAUGUAUGUUUACCUCAACAAUUGGAAAAUGGCAAGGAAAAUUACUUUGAAUGUAUCCAGGAAAAAAACUAAAGUGUGAUAUGACUGAAGCUUUACAGUUUUUAAAAAUAGAAACAGAAGGAUUUCCCAGUGUUCAGAAACGGUUCUUUUGCCAAUUUGUCAGAUCAAACCAGAGCAGAACGAUUUUUCUUGUUGGUAAACUGUAAGAAUUUUCAGCAUGUUGCUCCUUGAUAAUUACGCGAUACAGUCUUUAGAAGGUGCAUAGAUGAAAAAAGAGCCACUUAAUCGGUUUACAUUAGCAUCCGAAACAGUCAAACGUAAGAUUUGGUAGGACUCCGAGAGGCAAAUUACCUUAAGCUGUGACUGCUGGCCUUUGUUGUGCGGCUUUAGUCAUAGUUUUGAGGUUAUUUUGGUGAAGCUGUAGGGAGUGGGAUCAGUGUAGGUCGCUGGCAGAGCUAUGGGUUGCAGAGCUGUUUAUAGCAACGCAGUGGACUGUGACCAAAACAAACAGUACAAAUAACAAAGCAAAACUGAACCCUCAAAGUACAUCUAUUUCCCUUCCCAAACUGUAAAGUUGAGUUUUUGUUGUGUACGUAUGGCUCCAUUGUCCUUAAUGCAAUCUUCAUUCAGCAUCCAUUAGAAAUCUUCCAGGCUGGAGUGUGCCCACCAUUAUUUCUACCUCAGUUUUGUUACAUUUCUCUUGGAAAGCAAAGUAAGAAAUAGGGCAAAAACCACCACCAACACAAAAGUCAGAUUACAUUAGGAAUGCGAACCUGCCAAACAAGUUUCAGAGAGCUGCUGGUUUUUCCCCUGAAGUCAAGUUUUUCUCUAUGUUGGUGCUCUUUCCCCCCCUUUUUCCUCCCCCAAGUAUAUGUACUCUGGUGUCUUCCUUCUGGAAAGACCAGCUGGCAUGUGUGGCAUUUUGCUCAGUUCUCCCCCACCCCCCCCACCUUUCCUUUUAUCCUCUAAUGCUUUCCCUGCAACUCUUCUGGUGACAGCUGACUGAUGUUGGGUAAUGUCUCUGAGCAGGAGCAGUGCAUGUUGCAGCUGCCCAAAGCCUCUGCCAUCACAUGAACAAAACAGCCUUGCUUUUUUGAAUGUAUUUUUUUUGUUUGUUUACUUUAAAGAGACAGUAACAAAACUGUUGCAAAGCACUGGCAUUUAAUGUUUCUGUUAAGUAAUGUACAUUCAAAACCAUUAAAUAAAUGCACUGAAAAGCCCCAAGAAGAGAGAUACCAAUCUGUUACUAGAUCAUGUUUGUCUUCUCAAAAAUUGUACAGACCUUGUCCGUUUUGUGAAAUCAAUGGAGACAUUUAGCAUUCAGAAAGCUA
Molecule: messenger RNA, 4696 nt
Organism: Chroicocephalus ridibundus (black-headed gull)
Lineage: Eukaryota; Metazoa; Chordata; Aves; Charadriiformes; Laridae
Gene: FIGN
Product: fidgetin, microtubule severing factor
Exons: 3
Coding region: 373-2646 (757 amino acids)
Molecular function (GO): ATP binding; microtubule severing ATPase activity; ATP hydrolysis activity
Source: RefSeq, a predicted model, not a curated record